This is a messenger RNA of Bolinopsis microptera, 2967 nucleotides long. Its product is annotated as coiled-coil domain-containing protein 39-like. The transcript has 20 exons. Lineage: Eukaryota; Metazoa; Ctenophora; Tentaculata; Lobata; Bolinopsidae. The record is from RefSeq and is a predicted model, not a curated record. Bases 10 to 2763 code for a protein of 917 amino acids. Gene Ontology annotation, biological process: epithelial cilium movement involved in determination of left/right asymmetry; inner dynein arm assembly; cilium-dependent cell motility. Gene Ontology annotation, cellular component: axoneme.
AGUAGGAAGAUGGGGGACUUUGCACUUGACGAAACUGCAUUGCCCAUGGCAAAUGCUUUUAACAAGCAGAUUGAGGACCAGGUAAAGCAUAAAGACACUGAACUUUAUACCAUGGACAGUGAUAUAAAGGAGAAGAGAGCCCGAGUUGAAGCAAUGUCGGAGCACAUGAAGAAUGUCCAACAGGAGUUGAGUAUCACUCAGAAUCUGGUAGCUGCUCGUUUGAAAGAAAUUGAGUCAGAGAAUCAUCUUCGCAUGCUGGCAGAGCGAGAACAGGGUCGAAUCAAUCUGCAGAUCAAGAGAAAAAAGGAUGAUAUUGAUGAAAUCAAAGAGAGACAAAACACCCAUGAGAAUAACAUGUUUAGAUAUACACAAAAGAUUGAACAGAUCAAACAGCAGAUGAAGUGGAGUCAGAAGGAAUUGGAAGAUUGGCUUGAAGAAGCAUCACACAGAGAUGAAGAUGCAAUGACGCUCAUGAAGUACGCAAAAAUUGACGAUGCCAAAAUAAAGGAAUUGACACUGAAACUAGAAAAGUUGACUGAAGACAGAGGAAAGAAGAAGAAGAUGUUAGAAAACGAAGUCACCAGCACACUGACUACUCAGAUUGAACUGGACAAAACGGCUGAAGCUUUCAGACAGGCUCAUGAUGAAAGGAUGGAGGUGUUGGAGCAGUGGGAAUCAAUAAUACUGCAGAUGCAACGGCGUGACGAAGAGAUGGAGCAGGGUGCAGAAGAGUUGCGCAGCCUCAAAAACCAGAUCAAAGUAACCGAGAAUCAGAUGUCAGAGAAGCAACAGUUCUUGGAGAGUGAGCAGGAAAACAAUCACGAAAAAGAGAAAGUUGUGGACGUUGCUGAGCGACAGGUGGCAAAGAUAAGACUUGAAUAUCAAGAUGCUGAAAACGCGAGGAUUCAAUUCAGGGACGAGCUCGAGACCCUGAAGUAUUGUACGGAACGAACAAACUCAGAUCUUGAAGUCAGAAGAGGUGAAGUUAAUCAUUUGAAGAAAGAAAUUAAAGCGAAGGAAGAAAAGUUGAAUUCAGUGAAGCGCAAUGUUGAAGAAGCUAAAGAAGCACUGGACCGGACAUUGGACAAUACCCUCUCAGCAGAAGAGCGUGCUGUAGCUGCCGACGAGUUCCUUGACAAGGAAGAGAUGUGGGUUCGGGAAAUUGCAAAGGAAAUUAGGCGACUUCGUGAACAGCAGUUCAAGAAAAACGAAGCAUUGCAACAUCUGAAGACGACAGCCAGCAACAAGCAAGCAGAAAUACACGGAUCCCAAGCAGCGUCUAAGAAUUUAAGCAGCAAACUCAACAAAAUCGACCAAGAAGCUCUGAAACAGCACGAAAUAAUUUACAAUCAGGAUUUCCAACUGCAAGUAUUGGAGAGGAAAGUAGCUCGACUUCAAGGCGAAAGAAGUGACGAGGAACGGGAAGCUCUAGCCGAAAAAAUUAAGGUCCUGAAUGAACAAUACGAGAACCUUGCAGAUACCAAAGUCUUCCUUGAAGAUCAGAUGAAGAAGUUGAACGACGAUCUAAGACGAGGAAAGAGGGAGCUGUCUAAGAGUACGGAUGAAAAGGAUUACCUGGCCACAAAGAUUGACGAGUUGAAUCUACACAACGAUAGUUCACAGAGGUCCCUCAAGAAGAUGACCUCUGAAAAAGAUGAUCUUAUGGUGGAACACAACAUACUAAAACUUGAAUUAAAGCGGCUCCGUCAAACAUUGAACCAGCAAGCGGAUGGUGUGUGGAGUCUCAACAAGCGGAGGUUACAGCUGCAAAAAGCGAUGGACGAAAGGAAGAUCGAUAUCGGGAUACACACAGACAUGUUGCAGCAACAGAUUAAACAUGCUCAGGGGGAGAAAUCUAAAAUUAGCGCUGAACUGCACGAGCGAUGUACACAGAUAGACAAACUCCGCAAGCGUUACGAGAUCCUGAUGACCACCAUGGCUCCUCCGGAGGGUGAAGAAGAACACUCGGCAGCGUACUAUGUUAUUGCAGCUGCUCAGGAAAAAGAGGGUCUACAGAGGGAAGGAGACCAACUCGAUGCUAACAUCCGUAAAGCAGAAAAGGAAAUCCACGCUCUGGAAAACACGAUUAAAGUCAUGAACGCCCGCAACACCAUGUACCGCAGCAACUUCACUAAAGUCGAACAAACUAGUGAGGACUUAGAGGACGAGAGAACGCUGGAGGAGCAGAGACGUGCCGUAAUGGACAAGUACAAAUACAAGCGACGUCAGGUACGAGAGCUUCAAGAAGAUUUAGAUGCCAUGUCGAGAACCUACGACAAUCUAGCGGCGGAGGAGGGAACCAUCGGAAACCAGGUCGGCGAUUCGGAGGUCAGGCUGGAAGGAGCAAAGAAACAGUUGACGGAUCAGCAAGGUAAACUUGACAGGGUGUCCAAGCAGCUUGUCAGAUAUGGAAGAGAUAUUAGAUCUAAGAAGGGCAAGAAAACUCAGACUCCCGAGGAGGACGACAUAAACUUACGAGACAUGGCGAACUUCAACAAAGACAUCGCCUCCAAACUAGUGUCUAGCAUCCAGUCCUACCCGGAAGCGUUCUCCACCCUUACUAACCUCCUUUACCAGUCCAGCAUCCCCAUACCCUCCACUCAGCCCGGCACGGGGUCACGGACUCCUUCCCGGGCUGGGUCUAGCACUUCUUCUCUUCUUUCUAUCAGGAGUGAGAAGAGCAUAACGAGCGUCAAGUCGGUAGCCCUGGGAAUAACAUCUCCUACCUUUGACGGUCCCGGCAGAGCAAGCCCGAAACAGUGAAGCUCAACUGACGUCUUAUGAAGAUUUAAUUUGAACUGUAGCGGAAGCGAACGAAUGUUUUUGUUAUAUCAUUCAAUGACUUGCGAAACGAAAAUAGAUAUUAUAUUGUACAGAGCGCUCAACUUGCUGAUAUGUAAUUUAAUUGUAAUAUAAUAGCUGUGGAUACGAUGAUGUAUCAUAUGUUUUACAGAUUUUUGAGAGAAA